CCGUACGAAAAAGAGGAGGGAGAAGACAAGGAGGAAACAAGAAACAACAUAGAAACGAUUUAUUGGAUCAUUUCUAAACGUUUCUUUGUGGGUGUUUGGCAUUCUAAGAAUGACGAGAAAGACGUGAUUUUUUUCUGUUGGAGUUAGUGAAAUCUGUUUUCGAGUGCAUUGUGGAUAGGCUGGAUGUUGAGUGGGGCGUCGUAAGAAGGGACAUUUGAUUUACCAUCGUGUUUUACAUUGAUAUGCAAUUGUUAUAUAUCAGAACAGCAUAGGACAGUGUAUAGAGAAGCUCUGAACAACUAAAAACUCUGGGUUGCUACGCAAAACAACGGAAUGUCGCUCUGUAAGCAGUGUCAGAACUGAAAAGAUUCCCAUAGCUGUUCAAAGUAUUUUUCCGGAGACAUCGGUUUUGGACAGCAUGCUUGCACAAUAGGUUCAAAAGUGAAAUUUGGUAGGCUUUAAUACACAAGAAAAUAAGAGAUUGGGGCACAUAUUAUUAUUAUACUGUUCAACACCGUUUGGAUAUGCAAAACCAACUUUGAGAAUGAAGAAAAGGAAAUGUGUGUUCCCGGUAGUUCACAUUGGUCUGUCUGUUUAGAAGGGAAUUUACGCAUUACAUCAACUUUUUUCAAAUUUUGUCGUCAAUUUAUACAUGUUUUUGGUCAGAAACUCACGUCACUUAUCCAAAAGACUGAGCUGGACAUAUUCUGACUAUUCUGCACUGAACAUAGUCUAUUUGAACAGAGCUGGACAAAUUGUGAGCUGGAGCAGAUAAUAGAAACUUAAUCGGAAAACUAAAGUGGAACAUUAUUUGACCGUAUUUAUAAAGUUAUCAGUUUCACUAUUACGUGGAGAAAAAAUACAACUAAUAACAUUUUCAUUAAGAUUUGGAUUUCAACACUGGUGGAAGUAUUGCUUCCAUUGCGCGCUGGAAACAGCUGAAUUUUGCACACUGAGGCGGCUGUCGAAUUUGGUUGUGGAACUCUCCCCCCAAGCUGACAUGGAGGAGUGGAGGCAAUGCGGGCGGUGGUUGAUAGACUGCAAGGUUUUGCCCCCAAACCACCGGGUCGUGUGGCCUUCUGCAGCUGUGUUCGACUUGGCACAGGCGCUACGAGACGGAGUGCUCUUGUGCCAGAUGUUGCACAACCUGUCACCGGGGUCUGUGGACCUAAAGGAGAUCAACUUCAGACCCCAGAUGUCCCAGUUUCUCUGUCUGAAGAACAUCCGGACGUUCCUCAAGGUGUGCCACGACAAGUUUGGCCUGCGUAACAGUGAGCUGUUUGACCCCUUUGACCUGUUCGAUGUCAGGGAUUUCGGCAAGGUGAUCUCAGCCCUGUCCAGGAUCUCCCACCACAGCAUUGUGCAGAUCAAAGGCGUGAGGCCUUUUCCUUCGGAGGACACUGCUCUGAAUGAGGAUGACGUGUACCGGAGUCUUGAGGAGCUGGCAGAUGAGCAUGACGUGGGGGAGGAUGACAUCUACGACUGUGUUCCCUGUGAGGAUGACGGAGAUGACAUCUACGAGGACAUCAUCAAGGUGGAAGUACGACAACCCAUGAAAAUGGGCAUGACAGAAGACGACAAGAGAAACUGCUGCUUAGUGGAGAUCCAGGAGACUGAGGCCAAGUACUACAAGACGCUGGAGGACAUUGAGAAGAAUUAUAUGAUUCCCCUGAAGCAAGUUCUAAGUCCACAAGACAUGGGGGCCAUCUUUGUAAAUCUGGAGGAUGUGAUUAAGGUCCACUUUGCUCUGCUGAGGGCCAUCGACCUCAACAUGGUGAGCGGAGGCAACGGUCUGGGGAAGAUCUUCAUAGACUUCAAGGAAAGGUUGCUGAUCUAUGGCCAGUACUGCAGCCACAUGGAAACCGCUCAGAAGACACUGGAUGAGCUCAUCACCACGCGGGAGGACGUCAAGAUGAAAGUAGAGGAGUGCACUAUGAAGGUGCAGGAGGGGAAGUUCAAGCUCCAGGACCUGUUGGUCGUACCCAUGCAGAGAGUACUAAAGUACCACCUCCUACUCAAGGAGCUGGUGAGUCAUUCAACUGACCGACCUGAUGGACAGCAGCUGAAGGAGGCGUUGGAGGCCAUGCAGGACUUGGCUAUGUACAUCAAUGAAGUGAAGAGAGACAACGAGACCUUGAAGAAGAUUAGUGAAUUCCAGAACUCCAUCGAGAACCUUCAGCAGGUCAAACUGGAGGAGUAUGGCAGACCAAAGAUAGAUGGAGAGCUCAAGGUGUCCUCCAUAGUCAACCGAACAAAGCAGGACCGGUACAUAUUCCUGUUUGAUAAAGUGGUCAUUGUGUGCAAGCGGAAAGGCUACUGCUAUGAACUGAAAGAGAUCAUUGAGCUGCAGUCAUACAAAAUGUCUGACGACCCCAUGAACAACAGGGACGUGAAGAAGUCCAGUGGAAAAAUGUGGUCCUAUGGCUUCUACCUGAUCCACCUGCAAGGCAAGCAGGGCUUUCAGUUCUUCUGUAAAACAGAGGACACCAAGAGGAAAUGGAUGGAGCAGUUUGAGAUGGCCAUGUCAAACAUCAAGCCGGAGAAAGCCACGGCCAAUCAGCACAACUUCCAGAUGCACACGUUUGAGAAGAACACCAACUGCCGAGCUUGCAAGAUGCUGCUGAGGGGGAUCUUCUACCAGGGGUACUACUGUUCCCGCUGUGGGACUGGAGCUCAUAAAGAGUGUCUAGAGUGCAUCACCAUCUGCAAAAUCAAUCCACUCGACACGGACCUUGGACUACCGUCAUCAGGCCCUAAGAUGGUAGCAGUAAGGAACUAUCAUGGGACGCCUGUUCCUCCGGGGAAGACUCCACUCUCCUUCCAGACAGGGGACUUCAUCGAGCUGCUGAAGGGGGAACCUGACACCACCUGGUGGGAGGGAAAGAUUAUCCAAACCCAGAAGAGUGGCUUCUUUCCUAACAACUGUGUAAAGCCUUGUUUGGACCCCAAGCCUUUGUUCCAGUCCUUCCCCAGCCGGCAGCCCUCAAGGGAAACAGACUACUAUGGAUACCCCUGGUUUGCUGGCAACAUGGAGCGGACACAGGCUGACAACCUGUUGAAGUCCCACAGCAGUGGAACAUACCUGAUCAGAGAGAGGACUGCUGAGGCAGAGAGGUUCGCCAUCAGCAUCAAGUUCAAUGAGGAAGUGAAGCACAUUAAAGUCAUUGAGAAAGACAGCUGGAUCCACAUCACUGAGGCUAAGAAGUUUGAGAGUCUACUGGAGUUGGUGGAGUACUAUCAGUCUCAUUCGCUGAAGGAGAGUUUCAAGCUGCUAGACACGACUUUACGAUAUCCCUACAAAUCUAAAGAACGGGGGCCGGCGUCGCGGGCCAGCACCCGCUCUCCAGGUGAGCCCAUCCCUGUAUUCACGCCGAGGGUGGUCAGCACAGCGGUGGCCAGGUACAACUUUGCAGCACGGGACAUGAGAGAGCUGUCUCUCAGAGAAGGGGACAUCGUCAAGAUCUACAGCAAGAUUGGAGGAGACCAGGGGUGGUGGAAGGGAGAGGCCAAUGACAGGAUUGGCUGGUUUCCCUCAACGUACGUUGACGAAGAAGGAGUUCAGUGAGGCUCUGAUGUCACCACGGCCCCAGUCCAAUCACAUCACACCUCGCUCCACAGUCCUCAGAGAGGACUAGUUGGUUUCCAGGGAAACACCAUGUGGAAUACUUUUUGCUGGAUACUGAUUUUGCAGUGAACAACGUUUCUACUCCGGUUUUCUUCCUACUUGUACGCAUCGGCUUUGCUUAUGUUGUUUCUUUGUAAGAUCUUGUCCUGUUUGAUCUCUGUGAGGAAGUCUGUCUGCCUCUUGUUGUUCUGAAGAGGCUGACAUGGACUGUGAAAAAUUGUAGAGAGGCCCAACACACAGUACAUACAGAUACUGGGAACCUAUAGUUUUAUUACAUAGAUAGACUCCUCCUUUGUUGCAGGUCUAUGGGAGGGGCUAAUAUAAUGUAUAGAUAAUUUAUUUAACAGAGAUCCUAACAAUUAUUGUGUGUUGUUGAGAUUAGCAACACAGCAGACAAAAAGAGAAAGAACAAGACACAGGUUUGUGUCUUUUUGCUGGAAGAUUUUGCCUUAGUUGUCAUGGCGAUGCCUUGAAGGCUUACAGGAGAGAUGGAAGGAGAAAUGGCCUUGCACACACACACACACACACACACACACACACAUACAUACACUCACACUUGCCCUUGCCUUUGAAGUGUGGUCAAUGCUCACAGGAUUCGCCAGCUUUCAGUCGAGCUCUACCCAUCCAUCCUCUACUACAGAGUGGACUAUUGAUGGAGAAGAAGAGAGAAGGGGGCGAUGGACCAUUUGGGAUUGCUCCAGUCGUCAACACUCUAUGUGACUGGUGCAAGAAGGGAGUUAGUUCAUUCAUUCGUCCCCCUCGCCGACUGAAGAUAGACAGUGGCCCUCAGAAACAUUGCACUGGAGUCGGGGAAUUAACGGUUCCUGUCGCAGCCAAAAAACACAGCGACCCACUGAAAGGUGUAAUGUUAGGUAGAAUGGGUGUACAGAUAGAAGGUUCACAUCAGUCUCAGCACUUUACGUCUGUGGGAUCUCCUCACAAUCAACAGGAUGCAAAAAGGGAAACUUUAAGUCAGUCACUGAAAAUCUAUCUUGGUGUGCAAUGUUUUUGUUGUUUUUAUUUUGUUUUAUUUUGAACGAGACCACAUUUACCUGCUGGAAACUGGACCAACCUGAAUUAUUUUCAAGCCAAAUGCAACCUCUUUUUAUUAAUGUCCGCAUGAACUUUAACCUAGAUAUUUGUAUUAUCAGUUUGUUUGUACCUUGCCUUAUUUUACAAAUGGACACAUGGUACUGGGACUUUAGCAAGUUUACAAUUUAAAUCAAAUGUUGUUGCUUUGGUGACUGGCGAAGUAAUAUGGCAGCUCCAUGAAUUACGCAGAAUCAAAAAGUCAACAUCAUACUAUGAUGAUCUACCUGAACAUAAUAUGAAGGUGUCACAAUAUGGACAUAUUGUAUACAGUCAUACAUUUUCUAGCUCCAAGGGAAAACAGUGCAGCUACACUGGAUCAUUGACUGAAUGACCACAUCCAUUUAAUUAGAAGAUAGAGAUACAGAUGGCUGCCAUAUUCCCUGGUCCCAUCCCAGGUCAGUUGCCAAGUAGGCUACCCACAAUAAUCUACUGACCAGAAGGAUUCAAACAAUGAUGUUGGCUGACUAACUAAGACUGAUGUGGUGGAAGAGGAAAGAGUUUCUGACCAUAUGUGACUGUGUGCAUUCCAAAGGCCCACUACUCCCAAAUACAACUCCUGCCAUCUAGGAUUGAAGGAGUUCAUUUUGAGGGGAGUACUUGUUAGCUAGGGGGGAGGGGGGGGUGGGGUUACUUAGUCACUGUUUGUGUAGUGGAGAAACACCAUUGCAUGUGGUAAUAGAUAUUUCAUCUCCUGUCAGUACAUCUUCAAAAAAUUACUUAAUCGUGUGCAUUUUUUGGAACGGUCGAGUAUUUCCAAAAUGAGGUCUAUCAUGAAAUAAAUAUUUCUCUUUCUGCCUAAA
Messenger RNA from Oncorhynchus nerka (sockeye salmon), 5517 nucleotides. RefSeq names its product guanine nucleotide exchange factor VAV2-like. Lineage: Eukaryota; Metazoa; Chordata; Actinopteri; Salmoniformes; Salmonidae. Gene Ontology annotation, cellular component: cytoplasm. The coding region runs from base 1001 to 3565 and encodes 854 amino acids. The record is from RefSeq and is a predicted model, not a curated record. The transcript has 28 exons. Gene Ontology annotation, molecular function: guanyl-nucleotide exchange factor activity; protein binding. Gene Ontology annotation, biological process: intracellular signal transduction; cell migration; regulation of GTPase activity.